This is a messenger RNA of Closterium sp. NIES-65, 1614 nucleotides long. NCBI's taxonomy places the organism in Eukaryota, Viridiplantae, Streptophyta, Zygnematophyceae, Desmidiales, Closteriaceae. The record is from the annotation of a GenBank genome assembly.
AUGAUGGAGCGGGGACUUUGGGGUCUCUUCGAUGGAACGGAGAAGAAGCCGGACGACGAGAGCGGCAUUGCGGCAUGGAAGAAGAAGGACCAAAAGGCGUUCGCAACGUUGAUUUCGCGCAUCGGCAUCAACCUCGUAAGCGCGGUGCGCACGUGCAUCAAGCUCGAAGCGUCGGCGCAUGAAGCAUGGAAGCGGCUUGAGACAAUGCACGUGAACAAGACUCUCCACGGCAAGAUCCUAGCCUGGAAUGCGUUCUACACGGUGAAGUUGCGCGCGGGCGAAUCGAUGCACGAGUAUGCGACUCGUGUGGAGGAACUCGGGGAAACGUUCAUGGACCUCGGUGGAACGGGCAACGCGCACACGGCAUCCGGCGAGGCCGAUGAUUCAAAGGAGUCGCUCGUGUUAGUGGCCGGCAACGGGAACAAAACUCCAAGCGACGCGUGGUUCCUCGAUACCGGCGCAACGCAACACAUGACGCACUCGGCGUCGCUCCUCAACAACAUUGGCGAUCCGGGAGAUGUCACGAGCAUCGUGUUCGGAAACAACGAAUUGCUACCGGUGAUUGGAGUUGGGAGUACGCGCCUCAUCGUCGAUAGCGGACCGGUGGACGUCACGAGCGUGCUUCACGUCCCGGGGGUGAAGGUGAACCUUCUAUCCGUCCCGCAACUUGCGAAGAAGGGCGUGAUCGCCACCAUCGACGGCGCGAAGAUGAACCUCUUUUGGAAGGGGGAGCAGUUCGCGCAAGGUGUUCUCAACGGAGAUAUCUACCAACUCAAGACGUACCCGAGAGCGGCUUCAUCCAACGUGGCGCAAGGCUCCAAGGCGACUCUUAAGGCGUGGCAUAAUUGGCUUGCGCAUGCCAACUACGAACUGGUCAAGGAGUUGGCCAACAAAGGACUUGCGAAGGGAGUCAACGUGAUCGCCGGCGACGACAAGAAGGGCGUGUGCGCGGCGUGUGUCGAAGGAAAAAUGGCUCGCAAGCCAUUGAGUAGCCGGACGUCACCCCUCGCUAAGGACCCGCUUGCACUUGUUCACAUGGACGUGUGUGGACCGAUGCUAAAGGGAGGAGCGCGGUUCCUCUUGUUGCAACCGAAAGCUCGUGCGGCGAUCUUCUUGGGAGUUGCGCCAAACGAGCGUGCGUGGCGAGUGUGGGACUUGGGCGACAAACGCGUUGUCACGUCUCGGGAUGUGGUCUUCGACGAAGACAAGUUCCCGACGAAGGAGAAACCAACUCAACAAGCCACCUUCAUCCUUCUGGCACGAGAGGAGUUUGAAGAAAAUGAGGUUCUACCUCAAGUGGAGAAGGAAGCCGAUGAAGGGGGAGAGAACGACGAGGAAAGUGUUGAUGAUGUCGUGGAGGUGCCACCAACCGAGGCGGCAACUACCUCCACACCUUCCUCCCUACCAUUGGCCUUGACCCGCGAGCGUCGUGAGGUUCGUCCUCCCUCCAAAUACGCCGACUAUGCUAUGGUAGCUGUUGGGGAGACGGAUAAGGAGGGCACGGCAUUUUGCUUCGCGACCAAGGGUGAUGAUGAACACGCGGAAUCUCUCAUGGAACCACCCCCUAAAGACCCAUCCCGUGCGUGCUACAAGCAUGAUGGAUUACACACCUAG